AUGGAGAAGCCACAGAGCAAGGUGCUGCUCUUGGGCGAUCCGGGCGUAGGCAAGACCAGCCUCGCCAUUCAGCUGGCCCACAACGCCUUCCUUGAGAUCGAGUCGCCCGACGGCAAGUAUGAAUAUCACCGCAUGGUGGAUGGCCAGUACCGCGUCGUGCACCUCUUUGACAAUGUGCAGACCGAGGACUGGGGCUGGAGCGACCAGAUCAUUCGGGAGUGCACGGCCUUUCUCCUGGUCUAUUCCAUCACGUCGCGUUCCUCGUUCGACUCACUUGCCGCCUGGGUAGACCGCAUCGUGCGAGGCAAGGGAGAGCCCACAGGGCCGAUCGUCCUCGUCGGGAACAAGGCCGACCGAGAAGAUCUCCGUGAGGUGUCCUACGCCGAAGCCGACUUGCUGGCACAGACCUACGACGCGCUUUUCUUCGAGGCCUCGGCACGGACUCGCUUCAACGUCGAGCAGUGCGUUCUGGCGGCCACGUCACAGGAGGCGCCUGAGCGAAGGCAGGAAUGGCACCAAAAAAAGGUCGCGCGGCUGAAGGCCAAGGGCAAGAAGAUUCCUCCAAUCCCACCCAUGUCACCGGUGUCGUCGACGUACGGGCCGGACUUCUGGUCGCUGGUGGGCGAGCACAAGUGCAGCGACAUCGAAUUCGAGGUGGCCGGCGACAUCGUGCCCGCGCACUCGGUCGUCCUCAUAGCGCACAGCCCUCGAUUCAUGAAGAGCUUCGUCAGGGAGGGCCGCCGGCGGAAAGCGGUGCUCGGGGUGGACGAAGAAACGUUCAGGGCGGUCCUCGAUUGGAUCUACGCCGGCAUCUUUCCCAAACCCGAGUCGACAGAUAUGAGGGCGUACAUCAGGUUGUACAACGCGGCCGUCAAGCUGGGCGUGGAUAGCCUCGCCGCAGUCGCCAAGGCCUUUCUCCAGGGCCAGAAUUACAUCGAAGCCCACCGACAGUACGCGCCGAAAGGCGCCCUCGGCCUGUUCUUCAACUCGAAGAUGCUCAGUGACAUCACCGUCAUCAUCGAUGGCCGGGAGAUCCGCGCGCACAAGGCCGUUCUCUCCGCACGCAGCGUUCAAUGGCACGACAUCAUCGCCGACUACGAAGUGAACCAGGCCGCCGCCGCCAGCUAUUGGGACGGCAGUCAGCCCACGACACCGCGCACCAACAAAAACCAGUCUCUCACCCUCGUAGAACAGAGUGCGGCAGCCGGUGGUUACCACGCGCCGGCGAUCAUCUUCAUCACGCUCCUCCACUCGCCGUGCCUGCAGUCGACCGACAUCUUCCCCAACUCAGGGAUGACGCGCUCGGCCUCGUCGCCCACGCUCUCGCCCCACCACGCUGACUUCGAGGCCGGCGGCAAGAAGAAGACCAAAAAGAAGGACAAGGCCGCCGGCGACCUGCAGCUCUACGAUCUCUACCACCUCAUGCUCUCGUACAUGUACACGGACGAAGUCGAGAUAGCCGAGUCGUAUGCGCUGGAGCUGUUCCUGCUGGCACUGGACUACGAGGUCACGCACCUGGCCAACCUGGCAGCCCAGGUGGUGCUGGACUCGCUCACGGUGCAGAGCGUGGCGGGCGUCUACGAGAAGCUGGUCGGCAUCCACAAGUCGUCGAGCGUGCUCGGCGAGCUGCGGCGAAAGAUCGAACUGUGGAUCAGCUUUCGCUUCAAAAGCGUGGCCAAGACCAAGAUCAAGGCCGAGCUCAAACGAAACAAGAAGGCCGGCUUCUCUUCGUCGGUCAAGACGCCGAUGUCGCCCCCGGAGUCCACCACGGCCGCGGCCGCGGCGCCUCGCUCACCCCAGCGCGAGGGCGGCGGCAACAGCGGCGGCCUGCGCAAGAGCAGCGGCAACAGCAGCAAUAGCGGUAGCAACAGCGGAGACCUGUUGUCCACCGCCACGACGACGACCGCCUCCUCGACGCCGAACGGCAAGCGGCUCCCGCGCUUCCUCAACUCAUCCAUGCCGACCGUGCCCACGAACCGCUCGUCGUUCUUCACAUCGCCGCGCGCCACUGCGCCGGUCGACGAACCCGACGACGAGCUGAUCGAUCUCUACGAGUCCUACCAGGAGUACCAGUACGCCAAGAAGAUAGCAGAGGCCCGCUUGCCGGUCAUCGACCAGCGCAGAAAAUGGGCAAAGCAUAUCGGCGAUUAUCUCGCAUCACUCCAGGUCUCUGGUGAACAGUUCGGGAGCCUCAAUAUGGCGAACGGAUUUCCGCGUAAGGUGAUGUUCGUACCCGACGAGAUCACGGAAAUCAGCGACACGUUGAGGAAGCUCAAGCUCGACAACAACCUCCUCGGGAACGAUCCCAUCGUCGUCUACGACCGACAGGGCCGCGAGCAGGAGAAGAUCGAGCCCCUCUCGUUCGCCGGCAUGCGGUCGCUGAAGAUGCUGACCGACCUGUCGCUCAGCCAGAACAACCUGCACACCGUUCCUCGUUCCCUUUGCCAUCUUCGUUCGUUGACCAGCCUGAAUCUGUCGCUGUGCAACAUCACAGCCGUCCCCUCCUACAUCUGCUACCUGCAUGCCCUGGAGCGGCUCACCCUGAUCGGCAACAAGCUCACCCGACUGCCCGCGUCGUUGUGCUUGAUGCGGAAUCUGAAGAAGUUGGACUUGGCGUCCAACGAGCUGAGCGACCACAGCACGAAACCGGGCUACUUUCCCCACUCGCUCACCUCGCUCAACCUGACCAACAACCAAUGGAACUCAUUCCCUCUCGGCAUCGUCAUCAAAGCCGACAAGGAAGAGGAACGGCAGCGAACGAAGGAGGAGAUCGACCUCAAGAGCUCGGCCGAGUUCUUCCGCUUCCUGUCUCUGGGCGCCGACAUCCACCUGCCCAGCGUACUCUCGGGCGAAGCCGCACCAGGCCGGGUGACGACGGAGGAGGCCGAGCGGGCGCGCAGCGGGACGGGCGAGCUCUACAAGGCGCUGGGCAAGGGCGCCGACAAGUUCAUCCGCGAGCAGAAGAUCCAGCAGGAGCUCCUCCGCUUCGCCAAAGACGCCAUGAAACGGGAAAGAGAGGUGGAGAAGUCGAGGAAGCGGGCGAGCGGGGCCGACGACGACAAGGCGCUGGACGAGCGCGAGGACGUCAUCUUCCAGCGCCUGCUCAAGGUCGAGAGCGGCGACCUGGACAUCGAAGUGCGCCCGCUCGAGAACCUCGUGCAGCUCAACCUCGACGGGAACAACAUAUCGUCCCUGCCCGAGGAAAUCCAUCAGCUCUCGUCGCUGCGGUGCCUCCGACUCUGCGACAACUACGCCCUCCGAUCCCUGCCCGAUGGGCUGGCUCGCAUGCCGGACCUGCAGGACCUGGUGAUUCCCCUGGACCUCCCGCUUACCGUCAGGGAGGACCAGAUCCCCAUCUAUCAGCACAAGGUGUCGCCUUCCGUAUGGCGAACGUUGAUGGACUUCAUCGAAGUGCCCAUCCCUCACCCUCUCACACCUGUCACGGAAACCGAAAACUAA
Acanthamoeba castellanii str. Neff is the source of this 3459-nucleotide messenger RNA. RefSeq names its product Ras subfamily protein. Bases 1 to 3459 code for a protein of 1152 amino acids. Lineage: Eukaryota; Discosea; Longamoebia; Acanthamoebidae. Gene Ontology annotation, molecular function: protein binding; GTPase activity; GTP binding. The record is from RefSeq and is a predicted model, not a curated record. The transcript is spliced from 30 exons.